AUGGCUCCUACCAAGCCCGACGGUCUGUCCCACAUUCUGCAGAAGGCAGCCUCAGAGCUGGGAACCAAGUACGGCCUGGACGUGACCGACAUUCUCAGUAUUGCGAACGACUUCGACAAUGCAGGAAUCCAAGUCGUACCCAACAAGGAAUUGGACGCUAAGUACGGGUUCGGUGGGGUUGACAUCCCUUACCCUGCUGACAUUCAAGUCGUACCCUACGAGGAGUUGGUUGCCAAGUAUGGCAUCGGUGGUGUUGGUAUCCCUGACUUUGCGAAGGAGAAGAAGCAUGCCGCUGUGGGCAUCCAAGUCAUACCCUUCUCCGACCUCGUCAAACUCCUGGCCAACCUUGACAAGGCGGUCCCUGAGUGGUUGACAAGUUCUGAAGCUCAUCUCCGGAACUACCAGGAAAAGGAAACACAAUACAUCCUCGUGCUGCUUGAGACCCGUCACUGGUUCGCCGCCCUGAACCGCAACCUCGAGGCAUUCUCACCCUGGAAAGCUGUGUUUGAUACCCGUUUUCCUCGACACACCCAUCGCGGUUUGCUGAAGGAUGAAGAUCUGCAGGGUCGGUACGUCUUCAAAGGCUGCAGCUUCUCCGAGCACGUUGAAGGCUUGGAGCGCGUGGUUCUGAACAACGACAAGCAGACAGAGGACUACAACACCUUGAAGAAGACUUACUUCCCCAACGGUAUUGAUGAUGCAAUUUCGGCCUUCGUCAAACAUUGCGCCUCGCUCCAGCAUCAGCGUGGCAAGCUCGACCGUCGCUGCCGUUUCUUGGAGAAGAAGAAUGUUGCUGUUCGGAGCAGCCUCAUUAUCCGAUCGAACGUGCUUAUCAGAAGCUGUGACAAUCGGCUGCGGUUUAUGCUGGCUUCAGCCCUCAACUGGAAUCUGCGUGGCAAGGAGUUUCGGCAGCGCGCACAGCUGCCUGGCAACCCGCACGGCCUGAAAUACGGAGACAACGUACGCGUCAGAUACGAGACGAACACAAUGGAGAUUCGUUACAGUCCCGACGAUGUGAUGGUCCAUGCAUGGGGCGUCGGCUGGGUACCGCGUGGUGGACAGGAUAACAAUCCGAUCCGCUGGCUUCCUGGCAGUCCUUGGAUCGACUGGUUAAGGAACCACAAUCAGGAACGAUAUGGCGUCGCUCGCUACCUUGAAGCCAUCGAUCAAGGCAAGGCCCCGCCUUCUCAGUCUCCCGGCCCGCUGAAGCUGAAGCUGCCGCAAUCUCUGAUAUCCUUGUACACACACUUUGGCCGGUUGUACCUUGAUGCUUCGGAGAAGCUCAACGAGGUCGCAGGAAUUCCUGGCCCCCAGAAGACGAAGACCGAGUUGAAUGAGCAAGCCGCGAUGCUCUCUUCUGCGACUGGCGAGCCCUACUGGCGAGUGCGUGAGUUUCAGACUGAUGAUACACAUGCGGAUUUGAUUCCCCCCAUCCUGCCGACCUUCGAGCGCCUUAUGAUGGACGGUAUGCUGAAUAUCCGUUUCGACCGCCUCUCAGCGAUUCUGAUGGAGCUCCGCAAGGGACAGGAUACCCCCUUCAGAGGCGUCGUCCCGUACAUCGAGCUGGACGCGACCGUUCCCGGUGUCAACGUCGUCCAGCCAGGCAUUCCUCCCAAUGCUGAGGACGAUGGGUUCGAGGACGCAGUCUUCACCAACCCGGAAUCUGAUGACGCUGGAUUCUUGGCCGCAACAUUCGCCGGUUCGGAAGAUGACGACUAG
Pseudomassariella vexata is the source of this 1719-nucleotide messenger RNA. RefSeq lists its product as uncharacterized. Bases 1 to 1719 code for a protein of 572 amino acids. The record is from RefSeq and is a predicted model, not a curated record. The transcript has 8 exons. Lineage: Eukaryota; Fungi; Ascomycota; Sordariomycetes; Amphisphaeriales; Pseudomassariaceae.